CUUUUUUUUUCACACACACAUUCCGAGGCAGGGAGAGAGAAAGUGGGUGUGUGUGCGGUGGAGCGUUUUUUGGAGAGCUUGUCAUUACGCACGCAGCGCUUUGACAGUUCACACGCCGUUGGUGUACACGAGUCUCCUGCGUUGUACACACACUCGCUGAAGGCGCAGGCGGCGAGUGGACCUGCGGGUUCAUGUCACUCUGAUUUACUCCGAGGAAGAGGAAUUUACCGAGGAAGAGAUCGACACAAAGCGGAGGGAAUACGCUUCUACGACGAUGGCUUUCUCAAACGUGUGGAACUACUGUGUCCCGUUGACCAUCUUGACCGUUGCCUGUCUGAUGCGCACCGCUCAUUGUCAGACGGUGCAGACGGAGAAUGUGACUGUUUUGGAGGGAGCCACAGCCCAGAUCUCCUGUCGUCUCCAUAACUAUGAUGGGUCAAUAGUGGUCAUCCAGAACCCGCGCCGACAGACGCUCUUUUUCAACGGCUCCAGAGCUCUGAGGGAUGAGCGGUACCAGCUGGUCACGUUCACGUCGCGGCUCCUGCGUAUUAGCGUGGCCAACGUUAGCGUGUCUGAUGAAGGCGGGUUUUACUGCCAGCUCUACACAGACUCCACACACCACCAGGCUGCCACGCUGACGGUGCUGGUGCCCCCGGACACGCCCACGGUGGAGGUGAAGCAGGACGCGGUGGAGGGGGGAGAGUCCGAGCUCACCUGUGUGUCUCCCAGGAGCAAACCCGCCGCCACGCUAAAAUGGAUGCGCAAUGGACGAGAGAUCCCAGGUGUGGUGCUCCAACAAGACCAUGGGAAGGUCUUCAGCGUGUCCAGCACCAUCAGGAUCCCCGUGGAGAGGAAAGACAACGGAGCGGCCCUGAGCUGUGAGGCCUUCCACCCUGCUCUGGACGGGCCUAAGAGGAUCCGCCACUACCGCCUGGAUGUCUACUUUGCCCCUACAGUACGAAUCAUCCCUCCCACUGGAAUCCUGAGAGAGGGAGACUCACUCAGCCUGACCUGCUCGGUGACUGGGAACCCGCUGCCGUUGAACAUCCAGUGGUCCAAGAUCAAUGACACUUUACCAGAGCGAGCGGAGAUCUCAGGGCCCACCUUCCAGAUCUCUCGUCUUAGCCAAUCACACAACGGCACGUACCUCUGCCAGGCCCAGAACGACUACGGCCGGGCUGCUGACCACUACACCCUGCUGGUCUACGAUCCCGGUGCAGUGGUGGAGACCCACAGUGCAGUACCGUAUGCGGUGAUAGGGGGCGUGCUUGCGCUGCUGGUGUUCACCGUCAUCUGCGUUCUCAUCGUCACCAUAUGGUGUUCAGUCCGACAGAAAGGUUCCUAUCUCACCCACGAGGCCAGCGGAUUGGACGAGCACGGCGAGGUGCAGGAGGCCUUUCUCAACGGGAACGACGCCAGCCAGGGCAAGAAAGAGUACCUGCUGUAGCCCCGCCCCCUUUACCCGGGCCCCUCCUCCUCCUCCUUCCUCCGAUACCCCCCUCUCUCUCUCUCGUGACCUCCUCCCACUCCCCCCACCCUCCCCGACGACCCCCUUAUACAGUAUAAACAAGAACACCACACACACUUGUACCGACACAAGAGGAAGCCUUUUCGAAACAGACUGUACGCCGAUAUCGCACACAGCCGAUCGUCCGCACCAUUCCACGCCAUCCUCCACCACCGACCCACAGAAAGACAGAGAAAAGAGGAGUCCAUAGAGCGAGCGGGCGUUAAAAACUCGCCAUACGCUGUAAGAACUGAAAUUGAAAAGAGAGCGGGAGAGAAUGGGGUGAAACCUCAAACCGCAAAUGGCGUGAUUAUUUUGAUGGAGAGAAGCGUGCACAAAGAAGUCAAGAUCUGCUACAAAGGUGCAAGAGGGAAUUAGACGCAGAUCUCAGUUGUAAUUCUACGCCUAGAGAAAGCUUGUAUUGCAGAAAAGUUGAAUGGCAGAUAGAGAGAAGAAUACAGAAGGGAGCAAGACCAAGGGCUUGCCCAGCAGCUAUUGAGCACUCAGCACAAGAAAAUUGAAAUUUCUCGAAAAUUGCCAUAGCUUCUCGACUUCGCAGUGUAAUUUUCCAACAAGAGUCCCGGAAUGGAUCCACACUCGAUGAACUAGCUAACCGCGCCGUUUUGCAGUCUCCUCUGGGCGCCGCGGUAGUAAUUUGUGAAAAAAAAAUAAAACGUCAGCUUUUAGCAAGUUUUCUGUUCGGGGUAGACCUUUCGAUUCUCUGAUUCACCUGUUACCAUCCUCUCCCCUCACUUUUUAGCUCCCCGCCUGUUCUCGCGCCUCUUCUCCUUUUGUUGGCUCCUAAUAAUGAGCGGAUUAGCCACGCAGCGACGUUCACGACGAAGAAGAAGAAAAGAAGAACACGACUACGGAGGCAUUAAAGACGAGCGUAAUUAUUUCUGAAUGUCAUUAAGAGGAUCAAAAGAGUUCAAAGUCUUAUAAGAAGGGCAAAGGCUGCGCUAGCGAAGGCAAAGAAUGACAAAAAUGAUGGCGGUUUUACCUGAACGCUCCCAUACACACUCACAUACACACAUUGACAGUAUACAUAUCUCUGAAUUAUUUGUAUAAAAAUGAACAACGUUAAAUUAAAACUUUUAAGAACACAGUUUAAUAUUGAUGCAUUAUGAAGCAACUAUACUAACAGAAUAUUAGCCAAUAGUGGCGCGAUGCCGAACAAACUACUGUCCAGUGAUCUUUAAAGAAAAACGUGAAAAGUACAAAAAAAUCUAUCUUCAUUUGUCUUUGAGAAAGCAGAGGUCUUAUUGAUUUUUUAAUUAUUUUAUUUGGAGCAAUUCUGAUUGUUGUUACUGUUAUUAUUAUUGACGUUGUUCUUAUUAUAUUAUUGUAAAUGUUAAUGAAAUGUACACUUCUCAUGGUUUGUUUUUGGUUGAAAUGUAGAGAAAUACUAGCUGUCUUUUGCCACUCUUUUUCCUAUUCCUUCACUCUUUCUCUCUCUCUGUCUAUCUCUCUCUCUUGGUCUCCUGUGCCUAGUCGUCUCUUCUCCUGUCUCUCACUUAAUUCUUUCGUUUUUUCCAAGUCCAUGUGUCAUUGUUGAUAUAUAGCUAACUAUUUCUUUAUAGGGGAAAGAUACAAAGCACGACAAAAUAAAAAAGAUUUGAAAAAUAA
Molecule: messenger RNA, 3133 nt
Organism: Boleophthalmus pectinirostris (great blue-spotted mudskipper)
Lineage: Eukaryota; Metazoa; Chordata; Actinopteri; Gobiiformes; Gobiidae
Gene: cadm4
Product: cell adhesion molecule 4
Exons: 8
Coding region: 275-1447 (390 amino acids)
Biological process (GO): regulation of wound healing; regulation of Rac protein signal transduction; negative regulation of peptidyl-tyrosine phosphorylation
Cellular component (GO): cell-cell contact zone
Molecular function (GO): vascular endothelial growth factor receptor 2 binding
Source: RefSeq, a predicted model, not a curated record